Molecule: messenger RNA, 468 nt
Organism: Metarhizium robertsii ARSEF 23
Lineage: Eukaryota; Fungi; Ascomycota; Sordariomycetes; Hypocreales; Clavicipitaceae
Product: ATPase, V1/A1 complex, subunit D
Exons: 2
Coding region: 1-468 (155 amino acids)
Biological process (GO): vacuolar acidification
Cellular component (GO): fungal-type vacuole membrane; vacuolar proton-transporting V-type ATPase complex
Molecular function (GO): proton-transporting ATPase activity, rotational mechanism
Source: RefSeq, a predicted model, not a curated record
AUGGGACGAGUGAUGCAAAUCGCAGCCUUUUCCCUGGCGGAAGUUACAUACGCCGUUGGGGGAGAUAUUGGAUAUCAAGUUCAAGAAUCAGCCAAGUCGGCUCGGUUUCGCGUUCGGACCAAGCAGGACAAUGUAUCCGGUGUCCUUCUCCCAGCAUUCGAAAGCUACAUGACAGAGGGAAAUAAUGACUUUGGCCUAACGGGCUUGGGCAAAGGAGGCCAGCAAGUUCAGCGCUGCCGGGAGACGUAUGCUCGAGCAGUCGAAGCUCUCGUAGAGCUUGCUAGCCUGCAAACGGCGUUCGUCAUCCUCGAUGAAGUCAUUAAGGUGGUGAAUAGGCGAGUAAAUGCAAUUGAACACGUCAUCAUUCCUCGCACCGAGAAUACUAUCAAGUAUAUAAACUCUGAACUCGAUGAACUUGACCGAGAAGAAUUUUACCGACUGAAGAAGGUAGGCAUAAUGCAAAGAUAA